Messenger RNA from Hordeum vulgare subsp. vulgare (domesticated barley), 2314 nucleotides. Its product is annotated as fructan 1-exohydrolase. Lineage: Eukaryota; Viridiplantae; Streptophyta; Magnoliopsida; Poales; Poaceae. The coding region runs from base 231 to 2030 and encodes 599 amino acids. The record is from RefSeq and is a predicted model, not a curated record. The transcript has 7 exons. Gene Ontology annotation, biological process: carbohydrate metabolic process. Gene Ontology annotation, molecular function: hydrolase activity, hydrolyzing O-glycosyl compounds.
CUCUCUCUCUCUCUCUCUCUCUCUCUACAGUUCUACGGCCUCGAGAUCAAAAAUAUCUGCGAAAGAGACCCCAUGAGCAAAAGCGUGAGUGACGGCGGCACGCCUCCGCUCACCUAACCAAGCCCGUCGCCCGUCCUUAAACAAAGCCUUCUCGCCUCGCUCGCAUCACGGCCCCUUGCUCCUUAUCACCUCCUACCUCACUCCCUCUCCCCCCACCUCCCGCCGCCGCCAUGGCCCAAGCCUGGGCCUUCCUCCUCCUCCCGGCGCUCGCCCUCGCCUCCUACGCCUCCCACCUCCUCCUCCCCGCCUAUAUAACCACCCCCCUCUGCGGCGGCGGCGAUGGAGCCAGAUCCUUCUUCCUCUGCGCGCAGGCACCCAAGGACCAGGACCAGGACCCAUCUCCUGCCAGCACCAUGUACAAGACCGCCUUCCACUUCCAGCCCGCCAAGAACUGGAUGAACGAUCCAUCUGGACCGAUGUACUUCAAUGGCAUCUACCAUGAAUUCUACCAGUAUAACCUCAACGGCCCCAUUUUUGGUGACAUAGUUUGGGGCCAUUCGGUUUCAACAGACCUCGUCAACUGGAUUGGGCUUGAACCCGCGUUAGUACGGGAUACCCCAAGUGACAUAGACGGUUGCUGGACCGGCUCAGUCACCAUUCUGCCCGGUGGUAAACCGGUCAUCAUAUACACUGGUGGCAACAUAGAUCAACAUCAGACGCAAAACAUCGCGUUUCCCAAAAACCGGUCUGACCCGUACCUGAGGGAAUGGAUCAAAGCAGCCAAUAACCCGGUGCUCCGACCGGAUGAACCAGGGAUGAACGUGAUUGAGUUCAGGGAUCCGACAACCGGUUGGAUCGGACCGGAUGGACAUUGGAGGAUGGCAGUUGGUGGUGAGCUGAACGGCUACAGUGCUGCACUUUUGUACAAGAGUGAAGACUUUCUGAAUUGGACAAAAGUUGAUCACCCACUGUAUUCACAUAAUGGAUCCAAUAUGUGGGAGUGUCCGGAUUUCUUUGCGGCAUUGCCGGGCAAUAAUGGUGGACUGGACCUGUCCGCAGCGAUCCCGCAAGGCGCCAAGCAUGCCCUCAAAAUGAGCGUGGAUUCCGUUGACAAGUACAUGAUUGGGGUGUAUGAUCUUCAACGUGAUGCCUUUGUGCCAGAUAAUGUCGUAGAUGACCGUCGGCUGUGGUUGAGGAUAGAUUACGGCACUUUCUAUGCUUCAAAAUCAUUCUUCGACUCGAAAAAGGGCAGGAGGAUUGUAUGGGGUUGGUCCAGGGAGACAGAUAGUCCUUCAGAUGAUCUUGCAAAGGGUUGGGCAGGACUCCAUACAAUCCCCAGGACAAUUUGGUUAGCCGCCGAUGGCAAGCAGUUGUUACAAUGGCCAGUUGAGGAGAUUGAGUCCCUUCGAACAAAUGAAAUCAACCAUCAAGGACUAGAGCUCAACAAGGGAGACCUAUUUGAGAUUAAGGAAGUUGACGCCUUUCAGGCUGAUGUAGAGAUAGAUUUUGAGCUGGCGUCCAUCGAUGAAGCCGAACCUUUUGAUCCUUCCUGGCUUUUGGACCCCGAGAAGCAUUGUGGGGAAGCGGGUGCAUCGGUUCCUGGUGGUAUAGGUCCAUUUGGACUUGUUAUUCUGGCCUCCGACAACAUGGACGAGCACACUGAGGUGUAUUUCAGAGUGUACAAGUCACAGGAAAAGUACAUGGUACUCAUGUGCUCUGACCUAAGAAGGUCUUCCCUGAGACCAGGACUGGAGAAACCAGCCUAUGGAGGCUUCUUUGAAUUUGAUCUUGCAAAGGAAAGGAAGAUAUCACUCAGAACCCUGAUUGACCGGUCGGCGGUGGAGAGCUUCGGUGGCGGGGGUAGGGUUUGCAUCACAUCCAGAGUUUAUCCGGCGGUGCUCGCCAACGUCGGCAGGGCACACAUUUACGCUUUCAACAACGGAAAUGCCAUGGUCAGGGUGCCACAGCUCAGCGCAUGGACCAUGAGGAAGGCACAAGUGAAUGUGGAGAAGGGUUGGAGUGCUAUUUAAAGCAGAGGAGCAAUUCGAUUUUCUCGAUUCUUUUACUAUCAUUCAUGAGCAUUGCCUGGCAGAAAUAAGGACAUUCAGCAGGAAAAAAUAGCCUGUCAUUUCUUUGAUGAUCUCUAGUAUUCAUAUAUUGUAGUUACUACUUAGUAAGCCCUUCCCAUCUCAAUUACUUGUACCAAUUCAAUUACUUGUACCAAUUUUUAUAGAAACGCACACUAGUCAUAAAAUUCACGGGAUGAGUACUUUAGUCACACAUAAGAAUCUCUUGAAAUGUUUUGAAGUGGCUA